AACAUCAUCAGCAAAGAAGCAGAGGCUCUGCUAUCCGCUGCUUUUCCCUGCAGCCAAGCAGACUGUAGUAGCUGCUUCACGGAUGCGAUCGGGAGGCGGAUGUGGGACUUCCUGGUCAGACAGUGUUUUUCACAUGAAUUAGAAAACGCAGUUUGUCAGACUUCUCUCCGCUAACCCGAUACACAGCUUAGUCGUCGGGUUUCAGGAUUAUUUAGACUUUAUUUCACCAGUGGUUAACACAGAGCGUCUGAUCACAUUAACGUUACUCGUCAUCAGAGUUAGCUAGUAAGCUAACGUAAACGUUAGGGCUUUGCUGUGCUUUAGCCAUGUCCGCCUCGGCUGGAUGCUCCCCGGCGGGCCAUAGCUCGGGCCUUGGCCCCGGCAUGUCCAUGUUUCGCUGGCUAGAAGUGCUGGAGAAAGAGUUUGAUAAGGCCUUUGUGGACGUGGACCUGCUACUCGGAGAAAUAGACCCAGAUCAAGUCGACAUUACUUACGAGGGUCGUCAGAAGAUGACCAGCCUAAGCUCCUGUUUUGCUCAGCUGUGUCACAAAACCCAGACGGUUUUUCAACUCAACCAUAAACUAGAGGCUCAGCUGGUGGACCUGCGUUCUGAGCUGACUGAGGCUAAGGCUGAGCGGGCAGUGGUAGAGAGGGAGGUCCAUGACCAGCUCCUGCAGCUUCAUGCUCUCCAGCUACAGCUUCAUGCCAAACAAGGCCAGCCUGAGGACUCUGACACCAUCAAAGACAGACUGCCUGCACCAACACUGGAAGAGAUGGAACAGGAGCUUGAGGCUAGUAAGAAGGAGAAAUUGGCAGAGGCAAGACUGGAGGCAGAAGUGAGACUAUUUAAGAAAGAAAACGAGGCCCUUCGCAGGCACAUGGCAGUAUUACAGGCCGAAGUGUACGGAGCCAGACUGGCUGCCAAAUACUUGGACAAAGAACUGGCUGGCAGGGUGCAGCAGAUCCAGUUAUUAGGCCGUGAUAUGAAAGGGCCAGCACAUGACAAGCUGUGGAACCAGCUUGAGGCGGAGAUUCAUCUUCAUCGCCAUAAGACUGUCAUCCGGGCGUGUAGAGGUCGUAAUGAUCCUAAGAAACCUCUCCCCUCUCCUGUCGGGCAUGACCCAGACAUGUUGAAGAAAACCCAGGGAGUGGGCCCUAUCAGAAAGGUGGUGCUAGUCAAAGAUGAUCAUGAGGGCCUCGGAAUCUCCAUUACAGGUGGGAAGGAGCACGGUGUCCCCAUUCUAAUUUCAGAGAUCCAUCCAAGUCAGCCAGCAGACAGAUGUGGAGGUCUGCACGUCGGAGAUGCCAUACUUGCUGUUAACAGCAUCAAUUUGCGAGAUGCCAAACACAAAGAGGCUGUCACCAUUCUGUCACAGCAGCGAGGACAAAUAGAGUUUGAGGUGGUGUAUGUGGCUCCAGAGGUGGACAGCGAUGAUGAAAAUGUGGAGUAUGAAGAUGACAGCGGCCAUCGCUACCGACUCUACCUGGAUGAACUGGAAGACAGUAGCACAGCACCACCUAGCAACAGCUCGGCAUCACUGCAGGCUUUGGAGAAGAUGUCACUGAGUAAUGGACCAGAGAAUGGAGAUACUGGGAUCUCCAGUGAGACACCUUCAGAGGAAACCCCUUCAAAGCCUCCUGAGACUGACUGCUCCUUCUAGAAGCUCAGCCAUGCCAUUGGUAUUUGGAGAGAUAACGAGAGGACUGGUGGGGAAAUCCCUCUCGAAGAACUCUAUGACAAGCCCAGGGACAAGGGAAAAUGAACAGAAACCGUCUGUUUUCCCUUUUUCCUCUUGGUAUUCUGGGGUGAUGGGAUUAGGGGGUUUAACCUGGGCACGUGGCAAUGAUUUGGGGUAAAAGUACACAUGUUUGAAGAAGCAGAGGUUGAAGAUCUGUAGAGGAGAGAGCGAUUCUGAACAAUGUGGGACUUUUUUUGAGAUAUUUCAUAAAGAUUAAUGGGAAUUGACAGGACAGCUGUAUGUGAGAAAAGACGAGAGGGUAGAUGUCACAGGCAUCAGGAAAGAAGAGGUUACUCAUGGGUGAAAAUGUCUUUCAGGGAGACACUUGAAGAGUGUUUAGCUUCUGUAUGUAUAGUUAUUCAUUUUGUCUUGACAACAUUAUGACAUUGCCCCAUGGCAACCCCGCAAGAGGCUAGGAAUAUAUCUCAAAAUGGACUGAAUGACAAUAAUUUCUAGUGACUGUUUUACCAAGAGAGAAUUAAUUUGUUAACAACCAUCUCAGAUGUAAGUGAUCAUUGUAGUUUGCAAGAGUGAAGCCAUGUUAAAAAAUCGAAUUGAAAAACCUUGUGAUAUAAACAUCAGAUGGAAAAAUGCUGUAAAAUCGUACCUGUCAUAGCCAAUAUACUUUAAAAGACAGGUAGGCACUGUCGCCUCAGCAAGUUUGGAGGUUAGCUUAAUUGGUGACUCUAAAUUGCCCAUAGUUCCAUAGAAUGUGAGUGUGAAUGGUUGUUUGUCUUUAUAUGUCAGCCUUGUUAUUGGCUCCAGCUCCAGCCCCCCCCCUGUGAUCCUUAAAUAAACAGUAUAAAUAAAGGUUGGAUGGAUGGAUCACUUAAUAUGCUAAACAUUGAAAGCAAAGAGCAACAAUGGAUUUCUUUACAUAUCCCCGUGCUGAACUCUAUACUUGAAUAGAUACUUCUGGCUCUAAAGUUUUACAUAAUAAGUCCAUUUUGGGCAGAGGGGAACAGGUCUAGAUAUUUUUAAAGCAUAAUCUUUUUUUAAAAAAAAGCAUGUUAAACAGCAUUUAAUGCCUGACAUUGCCAGUACUAUCCCACAUUGUAAUUAUUUCAGCGACCUGUCAUAUGAGUGUAUGACCUCAAACACACACUGCUCUGCUAUUGUAUCAUAUUUAUGUGGUGGUGACUGUAGGGUGGAUGUGGAUUCAUUAUCCUGCCACAGCUUUUUAAACUUGUUCCAUCACUAACAUAUUUUGGCAUGUCACUCUAUGUUGAAUAUACAAGGGUGGGCACAGUAACACUUGUAUGAUGCAAUGUAACUGAAUACAAUCAUUUUAAAAAUUCGGGUCUUUCUUAACUUGUGUGUAUUGCUGUAUACUUUUGUUGUUUUUGUGUUAAAUUACAUUCUAUGGUAACACACUGUAUUUUACAAAUUGUAAAGUACUCUAAACUGGGUACAGUUGAAUCGACCCCUCUCUGACACUGGCCUCACCAGUGUUCUGUUUGAUGCAGAGACAUUCAGUUGAAUAUUUUUCAUUGUGCCCAGCUCUUGUAUCUGUUGGCACCACUGCUACCUGCCAGUGUUCUGGCCCAAAGGAACACGAGUAAGUGGAGCCCUUAGUAUGCCCUGAUUCUAUUACCUGCAGCAUUCACAUGUCCUUUUCUUUACUUGCUUUUUUACUUUAUGUUUCCUUGGCGCUUGGUUUGUGUCUCUAAACUCUUCACAUAUAUAAUGUGCAUCUUCAUAGAUAAUGUAUUCAAGCUAAACAGUUUGUUAGCCCUGAAAUAAAGUUUGGUUUCAGUUUGA
Messenger RNA from Lates calcarifer (barramundi perch), 3500 nucleotides. It is a transcript of the gene gopc, whose product is annotated as golgi-associated PDZ and coiled-coil motif containing. The record is from RefSeq and is a predicted model, not a curated record. Bases 327 to 1661 code for a protein of 444 amino acids. NCBI's taxonomy places the organism in Eukaryota, Metazoa, Chordata, Actinopteri, Centropomidae. The transcript is spliced from 9 exons. Gene Ontology annotation, cellular component: trans-Golgi network transport vesicle; membrane; Golgi apparatus. Gene Ontology annotation, biological process: negative regulation of protein localization to cell surface. Gene Ontology annotation, molecular function: transmembrane transporter binding.